Molecule: messenger RNA, 2834 nt
Organism: Oncorhynchus nerka (sockeye salmon)
Lineage: Eukaryota; Metazoa; Chordata; Actinopteri; Salmoniformes; Salmonidae
Product: alpha-amylase-like
Exons: 11
Coding region: 637-2268 (543 amino acids)
Biological process (GO): carbohydrate metabolic process
Molecular function (GO): cation binding; alpha-amylase activity
Source: RefSeq, a predicted model, not a curated record
AUAUUUUUGUCUUCUCGCCAUUAAAUCGAGUUAAGGAGGUAAUCGUCAUCUUUGCAGCAUGAAUAGAGAAUGGUUUAUGUACAAACCGGUCCACAGGGGAAACGAGUGUAUAGCUCAUAUGCAUGCAUUCCCUUUGUGUAGUAAGAUAAGACAACUUAAUAUCGCUAUCUGCCAGCCUUUUUAUCCAUAUCAGUUUUUGUGACAAAACCAUUGGUAGAGGUGAAAAUGUGAUGGAACUCAAUUUAGAUUUUUUUAUUGCAUACAUGGGAACUUAACCACAAAAGUGUGUAUGUAUUUAUUUAUUUAUUAUAAUAUUUUUUUGUAAUUAUUAUAAUAAAAUAAAAAUGCUCUUACUGCACCUGGUAUUCCCAUGUGGUCAUCGUACCAGUACUAACAUGUUUUUUUUAACCCGUUUUCUCCCCGAAUUUGAUCCCUUUGCUCAUCUCUGCAACUCCUGAAUGGGCCCGGGGAGGUGAACGUCGAGCCAUGUGUCCAUCGAAACAUGACCCACCUGGUCGCCUACUUCUUAUCACACUGCUCGCUUCAGCCGCACCAAUGUGUCAGAGGAAACACAGUUCAACUGACGACCGGAGUCAGCUUGUAGGCGCCGGCCCUGUCACAAGGAGUCGCUAGAGCAUGAUGAGCCAACAAAAGCCCCACCGGUCAAACCAUUCACUACCCCGGACGGUAAAAGCUAAACUAUGUGGCUGCCUGUUGGCUCUGGGUCUUGGAGUAGGCCUCUCCCAGUACCCGUCUAAAAGUCACACAAAGCAUCACAUCCAGCAGGGCAGGUCAACCAUAGUCCACCUGUUUGAGUGGCGCUGGAAUGACAUAGCUGAAGAGUGUGAGCGAUAUCUGGGACCCAAUGGAUUUGAUGGAGUGCAGAUCUCCCCUCCCAGUGAGAACGUGGUGGUGACUAAACCAUGGAGACCGUGGUGGGAGAGGUACCAGCCAGUCAGCUACAACCUCUGUUCCCGCUCUGGAACCCAACAGGAGCUCCGAGACAUGGUCUGCAGGUGCAACAAUGUCGGGGUGAAGAUCUAUGCAGACGUGGUCAUUAAUCACAUGUGUAUGUCUGGCGCGGGCGAGGGGGAGGGCAGACACCGUUCGACCUGUGGCUCAUACUUCAAUGCCAGCAAGAGGGAGUUCCCAUCUGUGCCCUACUCCGCUUCCCACUUCAACGAUGACAAAUGCACCACCAGCAGCAGAAAUAUUGAGACUUACCAAGACAUUUAUCAGGUGCGUAACUGUCGUCUGCUAGGUCUUCUGGAUCUGGCGCAGGACAAGGAGCAUGUGAGGGAGAGGAUAGUGGACUACAUGAACAGACUGGUGGAUAUGGGUAUAGCAGGUUUCAGGGUGGACGCAGGUAAACACAUGUGGCCUGAGGACCUGAAGAACAUCUACAGCAGACUUCACAACCUCAACACCACCUGGUUCACACAGGGAUCCAGACCACUCAUUUACCAAGAGGUUAUCGACCUCGGUGGCGAGCCGAUAAAAGCGACAGAAUACUCUGGACUGGGCCUUGUCACAGAGUUCAAGUAUGGUACUAUGCUGGGUUCUGUCAUCCGCAAGUGGAACCAAGGGAAACUCUCUGACCUCAAGACGUGUGGUGAGAGCUGGGAUCUGCUGCCCUCAGGCGAGGCAUUGGUGUUUGUGGAUAACCAUGACAACCAGAGAGGGCACGGUGCAGGAGGGGCCUCCAUCCUCACCUUCUGGGAGCCCAGAAUGUAUAAAAUGGCUGUGGCUUUCAUGCUGGCCCAUCCCUAUGGAGUUACGAGAGUGAUGUCAAGCUACCGGUGGGAUCAACAUGUUGUGGAUGGGAAGGACCAGAAUGAUUGGAUAGGUCCUCCCAGCUUCCCUGACGGCUCCACCAAGCCUGUCCCCAUACAGCCAGACGGCAGCUGUGGGGAGGGCUGGGUGUGUGAACACAGAUGGCCCACAAUCAGAAAUAUGGUGAUGUUCCGUAAUGUUGUCGAUGGAGAGCCCUUGUCUAACUGGUGGGACAAUGGGGGUAACCAGAUAGCUUUUGGACGAGGCAACCAAGGCUUCAUAGUUAUCAACAAUGAUAACUGUUCCCUGGAUGUGACGCUGUACACCGGCCUUCAUAGAGGAACCUACUGUGAUGUCAUCUCCGGUCAGAGGUCAGGGGGGCGUUGCUCGGGGAAACAGGUGACCGUUGGAGGGGACGGGAGAGCACACUUCACCAUCAGCGCCUCUGACCCGGACCCUGUCAUAGCCAUUCACACGCACUCUAAGCUAGAGUAGGAGCUAAUAACACUGCGCUUUAUACCACACUGUGAUAUUAUAUUUUGUGUGUCAUUACUGUAUUUCAAGUGGUCUUUCUGUCGAGGUUUGGAAAGAUGAUUAAGAAAUAAGGCACGAAGGGGUGUGGUAUAUGGCCAACAUGUGGUAUAUUGGCCGUAUACCACAAACCCCCAAGGUGCCUUAUUGCUAUUGUAAACUGGUUACCAAUGUAAUUAGAGCAGUAAAAAUGCAAUGUUGUCAUACCCAUGGUAUACGGUCUGAUAUACCACGGCUGUCAGCCAAUCAGUAUUCAAGGCUUGAACCGCCUGGAUUAUACUACAGUGGUGUACUGAGAUACAGAAAUGUCAUGUGUUAUUAUGGCUCAUAUCAAUUUGGGUCGUGAAAUGCAAACAGCAGCUGUGUAAAAACAUCAUCAAUGUUAAUUUCAUGUCAGAUGUGAUCAUGCACUAUAGAUUCUGCAUGACUCUUCAUAUGUAGCGCUAAUAUACAUACAUUUACAUUCAUUAUAUACUGUAUGUAUGUGUUGUCAUUUGUCAAAUACAAUUAAAUGUCCAGUUGGAAAUAUA